This is a messenger RNA of Ictidomys tridecemlineatus (thirteen-lined ground squirrel), 839 nucleotides long. The record is from RefSeq and is a predicted model, not a curated record. Lineage: Eukaryota; Metazoa; Chordata; Mammalia; Rodentia; Sciuridae.
AUGGGCCGGGGGCGGGGACGGGGGCAGAAACGCGCAUCCCAUCCCCCACGUGCCGGCGAGAGGGUCCCGGGAGCGCGACCGGGUGCCUCCGCGCAACCCACACCGCCCACGUCUCCGGAGCCGCCGCGAAGCAGCCCGGGUCCGAGCCCGGCGCCCGGUCCUGCCCGAGAAAAAGGCUCCGGCAAGAGGGGCCCCGACCGCGGCAGCCCGGAGUACCGACAGCGACGCGAGCGCAACAACAUCGCGGUGCGCAAGAGUCGCGACAAGGCCAAGCGACGCAACCAGGAGAUGCAGCAGAAGCUGGUGGAGUUGUCGGCGGAGAACGAGAAACUGCACCAGCGCGUGGAGCAGCUCACGCGGGACCUGGCCGGCCUCCGGCAGUUCUUCAAACAGCUGCCCAGCCCGUCCUUCCUGUCGUCCGCCGGGGCCGCCGACUGCCGGUAACGCGCGGCCAGGGCCGGGAGAGACUCACCAACGACCGAUACCUCAGAAUCGACGGGCCCGGAGUGGAGCGCGCCCCAGCCAGGCGCCGCGAGAGUCGCCCGGCGCCUGCUGUAGUUUCUUUGGGACAUGUGAGUGAAAGGAAGCUACAGCCUGGACUUACAGUCACUGAACUGCGAGAGAAGCUAGACGUGUUUAUUUUCCCUUAAAUUAUUUUUAUAAUGGUAGCUUUUUCUACAUCUUACUCUUAUUGAAGCAGCUAAGGUACAUUUGUAAAAAAACAAAAACCCUUUCAAACCAAACCUUUGUAUUGUAGAUAAGAGGAAAAGACUGAGCAUGAUCACUUUUUAUAUUAAUUUUUACAACAUUUGUAAGAAUAAAGAAGCAUUUAAAAUCGC